Messenger RNA from Suillus subaureus, 887 nucleotides. RefSeq lists its product as uncharacterized. Lineage: Eukaryota; Fungi; Basidiomycota; Agaricomycetes; Boletales; Suillaceae. The record is from RefSeq and is a predicted model, not a curated record. The transcript is spliced from 2 exons. The coding region runs from base 187 to 801 and encodes 204 amino acids.
UCUAGAACGAGCAGCUACUGAGAAUCAAUUCAUGAACGGAAAGAUAGCAGCUAUUGACGUAAGGACCUCCCUCUUUUUACUCCACCCUUGUUGAUGCACUUCUCUUGUAGUCCUACCGCAAGCUUCUGAAUGAGGCGUUAGCAUCGAACUUCCCAGAGACAGCCAAAUAUCUCCGUCCUAGUCAGGAUGACAUCAAGAUGGAGUUAUAGGCCGAGCCCUGUCACCUACAAUCUCGCCAUUUCACACAGCUAUAUCUCUUCAAUGGCUCAAUGUCACUUACAUAAAGAGGGGCGCGCGCUCGGAUUAAUUUCCCAACUAUCCUCCCGUAGACAGACGAAAUCGGUUGAAGACGGGGAACAUUCCAUUCUCUCUCAUUACCUCUUGUCAUUGUCGGGACAAUUCGCAACAAUCGGCCUCAUUAAAACGAAAGAGCUAAAUUUCUCAUUGAGGGAUGCUCCCGAUGACAAUUUUUUUGACCAUGCGAAAAUAAUGCGGGCCCAUUCGGGUCACCCACAAGACAGCACCGCACAGAGCAUGUCCAGGCGGAUCUGCGGCUCUGGUCAUCUUUGUGCCAGCGAGAUACUUUACCUAUUAUGGCCCCUCAAAAGCACCAUAAACUACACUAGUGUGCAGGUUCCUCGGACUUCUUUGCUACCGCCGUGGCUUCUCAGUUCCUGCCCUUUCUGGAUCAUUGGGGCUUUGUGGCGUACCAAUAUACUCAGCGAUGGUCUCUCACCGCCACAAUCCAUACAUCAUCGGAUUGUCGCGAAGCGGCCAUCUGUUAAUAGUAUUCAGAUUUGAUGAGAGACAUGUGGGCGGGUGCCAAUGUUUAAUCACAGUAUAGACACAGUGUAUUGCCAUAAGUGGAUUAUCUCUUAUCUCACGUC